CAUCUUCACUAAAGAAUAUGGUUUCCAAAGAAUCUAAUCAUUUGAGUUUUACAGGAAAUACAUCAACAUAUGUAUCGUCAGACACUGGAGCCAGGUCUGAAUCAGGAUUUUCACCAGGAACUGAAACUAGCUGGAAACCAGGAUUUGAAAGACAACAAGGAGACGUAAUAUCUGCUGAUCCUGGGGCCUUAGAUAGUGGAGGUGGUGAGGUAACCCAAGCAAAUCAAAUAAAAGUGAAUUUUCAAGAGAGUGCUUGGACUAAUGGUAAUACGGCAGAAGAGGGCCAUAAUCCUGGUAGCACAAAAUCAGAGCACGGUUUAGAUUCUUCUCUUGAAACUCCCAACACAACUAAAAGUAACAGAAACAGUAGCUAUAGUUGGAAUGACUUUAAUUUCACAAGGCAUUCACAUGAAAACCCAGGAGAUUUAUUCACCUCAACUGUAAGCGACACAUUUGUACACACUGAGUUGUCUCAAGACAUCCACGAAGAGACAGUUUCUCAGUUACCAGCUGCUGAAUUUACUGCUAAACAGGAACAUCUACCAAACCCAGUGAUGCAGACUAGUCAAGCUUCAUUUGCCAGCCAGACGCUUUCUACAACACAAAUACCAGGUAGUCAACCACAAACAGGUUCUGAGAGACCACACACUUUCUUAAUACCCACAAGUGCUCAAUCUCAAGUGCCUAGUCAAACAUUAGGAACAAGGCAGGGUGAAGCAACCACAAUAACAGGUAAUAUUGACAAUGCUACUCAAACUUUAGUAAGUGAGCAAGAGCCCAGUCGAACAACUUUGUUUGACCACGCACCUGUAGGUAACCAGGUGACAACUGACAAACACACAGAAGUUGUUAAACCAACAGAGGAUGUUGAGUUCCCACAAUGCCUGGUGCUAGAUACUGCUCUUCCUUUUUGCUCCCCCGUGGUUGGGGAAAAGGUCGCCAUACCCAAUUUCUUCAACCAUAGCGGUGUGGAGGAAAUCCGUGAAGUACUGAAUGAGUGGGCGUGGCUGUUAAGGUCACACUGCCACCACAGUUUGGAGUGGUUUUUCUGCCUUCUCUUGUUACCAAAGUGCGGCUCUCCAGUCCCGCAACCAAUGUUACCCUGCCGGAGCUUCUGCGAAGUCUUGCGGGACAGUUGCUGGACUCUACUGGAUGAGGGACACCUCCCUGUGGAGUGCCACACUCUGCCAGAUGAGGAGGAGGAUGGGUAUCAGUGCUUGUCAGUUAGUAACCAGAAAGAAGAAAGUGGAGUUUCCCUCCUGCAACUGAUUGGAGAUCCUCCUCCAAGUGAAAUCACCCAAGUCUAUGGACCAGACAACACCCCGGCUUACAUCUUUGGCCCGGACGCCAACACAGGCCAGCUGGCACAUGCCCACCUGCCGAGCCCAUUCUACCGAAACUUUGCCCUCAUUUUCAACCUGAAACCAACCUCUGCCAAGGGCGGCGUCAUCUUCUCUGUCACAGAUGCCUUACAGCGGAUCAUGUACGUGGGCGUCAAACUGUCGUCCGUGCAGGGCAGCAACCAGAAUGUCAUCUUGUACUAUACAGAGCCUGACUCCCAGCAGUCCUACGAGGCAGCCAGGUUUCUUGUGCCAUCGAUGAGAGACACCUGGACCCGUUUUUCCAUCGCGGUGAUGGACGACAGGGUGAUGUUCUACCUCAACUGUGACACAGACCCUCAGGAGAUGCGCAUCGAAAGGUCGCCAGAUGACAUGGAGUUUCAGAGAGGUGCUGGGGUCUUUGUCGGCCAAGCUGGAGGGGCUGAUCCUGAAAAGUUCCUGGGUGUGAUUGGUGACCUGAGGGUGGUGGGAGACCCCCGCGCUGCUGAGAGGCACUGUGAGGAGGAUGAAGAUGACUCAGACAUGGCUUCAGGGGAAGGAAGUGGCUACGAGGGAACUCAACCCUCCAAACCAGACGUGGUGAAAGGCAACAGAUGGACGACCAAACCUCCAUCGCUGCCCAUCCCACAGCCUCCAGUGUCUAGGAUGGAUGAGGUCAACAUCGCCAGAGAGACAGCCAGUGACUCCCAGCACAUUUCAUUUUCUGUGGAGUCCAGACCCGGUCUUCUUGGGUCAGCAGGGCCGUCUGGGGGUAAAGGAGAGAAGGGCGACAGAGGGGACAGAGGAGAGAAAGGAGACAGGGGUCCUUUUGGGCCGAAGGGAGAUGCAGGAUCCAGCUCCAGCUCACGGGGUGGAGCCCGUGGAGAGAAGGGAGAACCAGGAGAAAAAGGAUCAAAAGGCAGUGCAGGAUUUGGCUAUCAAGGAAAGAAGGGUGAGCCCGGCCCCGCCGGCCCCCCCGGACCCGCCGGGCCUCCAGGUCCAGCCACUGAGUACUCAGUUGGCCGUGACGGCUCAGUUGUUUCGUCAGCCUCUGGACCCCAAGGUCCCCCUGGACCAUCGGGAGCCCCGGGCCCCCAGGGACCACCAGGAGCUGAUGGAGAGCCGGGUGAUCCUGGUGAAGAUGGAAAAACUGGUCCUGAAGGACCUCGAGGUUUCCCUGGAACCCCCGGGGACCCCGGACCGAAAGGAGAUAAGGGAGACCGUGGAGAUGGUCAGCCUGGACCCAGGGGACCCCCAGGACCUCCAGGACCCCCAGGACCAGGCUUUAGAUCUACCUUUGUGGACAUGGAGGGUUCAGGAUUCCCUGGUCUGGACUCUGUUCAGGGACUGCCUGGUCCACCAGGUCCACCUGGGCCUCCUGGACUUCCUGGUCUUCCAGGUUCCUCUGCAGGUACAGCGGUGAGUUCUGGGGCAUUUGGACCACCAGGAAAGGACGGAGCCCCUGGUCAACCUGGUUCACCGGGUCCACCUGGUACAGAUGGUCUCCCAGGAGCUCCUGGUCCCAGGGGAGAAAAGGGGGAUUCUGGUGGCCUGGGUCUUCCAGGAGCAGUUGGGGAGAAGGGAGCUCAAGGAGAACUUGGUUUACCAGGACCUGCUGGAGAGCCUGGACUGGCUGGUCUGCCUGGACCCAUGGGACCAGUUGGACCCCCCGGGCCACCUGGUCCUCCAGGACCAAGCUUCAAUGUCGGAUUUGACGACAUGGAGGGCUCUGGUAGAGGUGUCACCAGUGGACUUCCUGGUGUCAGAGGACCACAAGGAAUACAGGGCCCUCCUGGUUUACCUGGACUUCCAGGUAAACCCGGCUUGUCUGGGUCACCAGGUCUGAAGGGCAGUGCAGGUAUUCCAGGAAGAGAUGGGCUGCCAGGACUGGACGGUUUCCCUGGACCUCCGGGACAAAAGGGCGACAGCGGUGACAAAGGAGAGACGGGUGAACCGGGUCGAGAUGGAGCCGGACUCCCGGGUCCACCAGGUCCACCCGGACCUCCAGGACAGAUCAUCUACCAGACAUCUGACAAUUUAGACGGUGUUGCUGGAAGAGUUGGGCCUCAGGGUGGGCCUGGUUUGCCUGGUCAAGCUGGAUUUCCUGGUCCUAUUGGACCUAAAGGUGACAGAGGAGAGCCCGGUCUUCCAGGCUACGGAGUGAAGGGUGAGAAAGGGGAACCAGGCUUAAUAAUUGGACCUGAUGGAAAUCUUCAACAUCUGGAAGGACUGUCUGGGCCCAAAGGAGACAUAGGACUUCCAGGACCUGUUGGACCUCCUGGCCCGUACGGUCCUCCUGGAUUAAAGGGGGAAAUCGGAAUGCCAGGAAGACCAGGUCGCCCUGGGGUUAAUGGAUACAAGGGAGAGAAAGGAGAACCAGCCACUGGCUCAGGCUAUGGCUACCCGGGAGUCCCUGGUCAACCAGGACCACCCGGACCACCUGGACCCCCUGGACCAGCCAUUCCUAUAGACCGCUUCAGCCGCUAUGAUGAAACUUCAAGGAAUUACCCCGCGACUAAAGGAGAAAAGGGAGAACGUGGUGACCGUGGACUUCCUGGGAUCCCAGGAACUGCCUCUGAUUUUGAUAUUUACACAUUCAAGAAUGGGCUGAAGGGAGAGCAGGGACAUCCAGGUGUGAAGGGAGAAAAAGGAGACCCUGGUGGUGGAUAUUAUGACCCACGUGUUGGUGGUGUGCAGGGCCCACCGGGGCCUCCAGGCAGUCCGGGCCUACCGGGUCCAAAGGGAGACUCUAUAAGGGGGCCCCCUGGACCUCAGGGACCACCAGGGUCACCAGGGUUUGGUUACGAUGGACGUCCAGGACCUCCAGGCCCUCCAGGACCCCCAGGGUCCCCCUCACUACCUGGAGCAUACAGGCCCAAUAACCCCAUCAGUCUCCCAGGACCUCCUGGCCCCCCCGGCCCACCGGGAAACCCUGGUCACUCCUCUGGGGUGACAGUGUUGCGGUCGUAUGACAUGAUGAUUGCUACAGCCAGACGCCAGGCGGAGGGCAGUCUCAUCUACGUCAUAGACAGAGCAGACCUUUAUUUAAGAGUGCGAAAUGGACUGCGUCAAGUCAUGCUUGGAGCGUACAGUCCCUUCUUUGGAGACCUGGAGAAUGAGGUGGCAGAAGUCCAGCCGCCGCCUGUGAUUCUGUACCCCCAGUCCCAGGACCAGUCCCACAACAACGGAGCGGGCCGCUAUUCCCAGGGAGGUCCUGUUGUUCGACCCAUCGAGCCUCCGCCACCACGCCCCGUAGACCCCAGAUACCCUCCGCACUACGACCCUAGAUUCCCGGACCAGAGACACACAGGUCAGACCGAUGGAAGAUUAGCCACCAAGCAGACUGAGGGCAGGUACCCUGUCACUCCACAGCGACUACCCAGCCCACCUGUGGUAGUACCGGCCAGCCGAGUCGAAACGUCAGGAUCAGGACUACACCUCGUUGCCUUGAACGCCCCACAAACUGGUAACAUGAGAGGAAUCCGUGGGGCCGACUUCCUGUGCUUCCAGCAGGCUCGUGCUGUGGGUCUGAAGGGAACGUUCAGAGCCUUCCUGUCCUCCAAGCUUCAAGACCUUUACACCAUUGUCCGCAGGUCGGACAGGGACAGCUUGCCUAUACUUAACCUCAAGGACCAAAUGUUGUUUAGCAACUGGGAAUCUGUCUUUGGAGACAGCGCCAGCAAAAUGAGGGAGAACGUACCAAUCUAUUCCUUUGAUGGGAGAGACAUCCUCAGGGACAGUGCAUGGCCUGAGAAAAUGGUCUGGCACGGAUCAAGCAAGAAAGGCCACAGGCAAACAGACCACUACUGUGAAACAUGGCGGGCGGGCGACCGUGCUGUGACUGGUCUGGCCUCAUCGCUACAGAGCGGCCACAUCCUGCAGCAAACCUCCAGCAGCUGCUCCGGCUCCUACAUCGUCCUCUGCAUUGAGAACGCCUUAACGUCACCCUCCAAAAAAUAAAUCCCGUCCAUCCUGCUUUUUUGUUUUUUUUUGUUUUCCUCCUUCCAGGCCCAAGUUAAUUUUUUUUUUUUUCCAAGCACACAAGUUUUGUUCUCUUAAUUUCGCAGAUAACACAGCUUGUGACCAUGUGGCUUCCAAUGAACUGGCCCUGUGGCAUUUUGACUGGCAGGGACACUUUGCAUUGUCAACUCCUCCCCUCGAAAAACGCCAAAGAGGUGGGUCAGACAGAGGGGGUGUUGGUCCUUUUCUCGGGGGCAUUGGCACAUAUUUCCUUCAAGGGGUGGAACAACAGCAGAGAAGCUAACAACGCUCUCAAAUUGUAUCCCAUUUUUAAGAAAAAAAAAAAAAAGAAAAAAAAUCUGUAUAUUACAUGUUUGUUGUCUGUGUUCUUAUUUUGACGUUAUCAAUGUUUUACCAUUUGAACUGUUUUUAAAAAAAAAUGCUAUAUCCAUCCUGGGUUUUUAAAAUUGUUUUGUCUUUUUUUUUAUUUUAGGCAUUGAUCAUUUCCAAUUUCAGUUUUGUGGGCGAUGAUGGGUUACAACAAGGACUUUUUUAAAAAUUUAAUAUGAUAAUAGAUAUUUAUUUUUAAAUGAAGUUAUGUAAGGACAAAAAAAUUAAAAAGUGCUAAACACACUCAUUUAUAUUCCACGAAACCCAGAACAUUUAAUUCCUUACUCAAAAUAGCCUCUGAUCAGAAAUUGUGCCUUAUUACCCAUUUAAUUUUUAUUCAUUGUUCUGCAGAUAUGCAUGUGUUACAGUAGGUUUCCCCACGUGCAUUAAAAUACUUGUGCUUCACACUAAAUUUAAAUGAUCCGUUUGGACGCUGCUGCAAUAAAUCCUAAAUACAGAGGGCAAAAUUGUUGAUUCUAAAAUGAUUAUUUCCCACUUUUCCACCCUAUUAAAUGUAAGUAGGCUGGAAGUGAUGAAUCUUCCAUCAUGGCUGUUAGGGACAAAAGGUAUAAGGAGGAAGGUUUGACAGUGGCCUUGCAUUCAGUUCAAUUUCAGAAACUAACUUGACUUUAGUGCAACUGAUGUUUUGACUGAUCCUGUGGACACAUUUUUUUUUUUUUUUAUAACAAAUCGCGCUGUACUUUUCUUCCCAGGCACUGAAUUAAAGUCUUUUUCAACCAGUAA
This is a messenger RNA of Mugil cephalus (flathead mullet), 6413 nucleotides long. RefSeq names its product collagen type XVIII alpha 1 chain a (gene col18a1a). Gene Ontology annotation, molecular function: protein binding. NCBI's taxonomy places the organism in Eukaryota, Metazoa, Chordata, Actinopteri, Mugiliformes, Mugilidae. The record is from RefSeq and is a predicted model, not a curated record. The coding region runs from base 18 to 5279 and encodes 1753 amino acids. The transcript has 42 exons. Gene Ontology annotation, cellular component: basement membrane.